AUGCACGAUUUUGUAGAGAUCGAUCGAAAGCAAAGUUCUGAAAGAAGUGGGAAGAGCAAAGAGCAAAGUGGAGCAAGACAGAUAAUAGGUGUUGUUGAACUUAGGCCAGAUGUACGGAAGAUAUCUUUCGUGGCUCACUCUUUAGGUGGUCUUGUUGCAAGAUAUGCUAUAGGGAGGCUCUAUGAGCAUUCUUCAAUAGGUCAAUCAGGUCAUAAUGCGAACUCUUUAAAUCUAGGGGACACAAUUUCUUCAAUUCAAUACCUUGAGCAGCCUUGUGAAGAUAGGAUUGCUGGACUGGAACCAAUGAAUUUUAUAACGUUUGCAACACCACAUCUUGGUUCAAGGGGACAUAAACAGCUCCAGCUUCUUGGUGGUCUUCCUUUUCUCGAGGAAAGAGCAUCUCAGACUGCACACUUGGUUGUUGGAAGGUCUGGAAAGCAUCUAUUUCUCACCGACAAUGAUGAGGGAAAAAUCCCUCUUCUUCUGAGGAUGGUUGAUGAUGGUGAUGACCUGAAAUUCAUAUCAGCGUUACGUGCAUUUAAGAGACGUGUGGCAUAUGCAAAUGCAAACUAUGACCAUAUGGUUGGUUGGAGAACAUCAUCAAUCCGGCGUCAGAAUGAACUUCCAUUGUCAAAUCUUCUUGUAAUAGAUGAGAAGUAUCCGCAUGUUGUAUAUAUCGAGAGGGAAACUACAAAGAAGAUCCAAAACCAAGGUUUCCCUAUUGCCGAGCCCAAACAACUGAUAUUGAAGAGGUGAUGAUUCAAGGUCUCACUCAAGUACCCUGGGAACGUGUUGAUGUAAGCUUUCAAAAAAGUAAACAACGAUACGUUGCACAUAAUACGAUUCAGGUAAAGAGCUACUGGUUCAAUUCUGAUGGAAGAGAUGUAGUUUUCCAUAUGAUCGACAAUUUCCUAAUCUAAUCCCGGAAGCGUGCUGCCGGUACUU
Molecule: messenger RNA, 945 nt
Organism: Hibiscus syriacus
Lineage: Eukaryota; Viridiplantae; Streptophyta; Magnoliopsida; Malvales; Malvaceae
Product: putative lipase YDL109C
Exons: 9
Coding region: 1-756 (251 amino acids)
Source: RefSeq, a predicted model, not a curated record